Molecule: messenger RNA, 3096 nt
Organism: Loxodonta africana (African savanna elephant)
Lineage: Eukaryota; Metazoa; Chordata; Mammalia; Proboscidea; Elephantidae
Gene: FUBP3
Product: far upstream element binding protein 3
Exons: 19
Coding region: 41-1759 (572 amino acids)
Biological process (GO): regulation of gene expression
Cellular component (GO): cytoplasm; nucleus
Molecular function (GO): mRNA binding
Source: RefSeq, a predicted model, not a curated record
GGGGAGGCGAGCGGCGGCGGCGGCGGCGGCGGGGGCGGUAAUGGCGGAGCUGGUGCAGGGGCAGAGCGCUCCGGUGGGGAUGAAGGCCGAGGGCUUCGUGGACGCUCUGCACCGGGUCCGGCAGAUUGCUGCUAAAAUUGAUUCAAUUCCUCACUUGAAUAAUUCCACACCUCUGGUGGACCCCUCAGUGUAUGGAUAUGGAGUACAAAAACGGCCCUUGGAUGAUGGAGUAGGUAACCAGUUAGGGGCCUUGGUACAUCAAAGGGCAGUAAUAACAGAAGAAUUCAAAGUGCCUGAUAAAAUGGUUGGAUUUAUUAUCGGCAGGGGAGGUGAGCAGAUUUCACGGAUUCAAGCAGAAUCUGGUUGCAAAAUUCAGAUUGCUUCAGAGAGUUCUGGGAUUCCAGAGAGGCCCUGUGUACUUACCGGAACCCCAGAAAGUAUUGAACAAGCCAAGCGGCUCCUGGGGCAGAUUGUGGACCGCUGUCGGAAUGGACCUGGCUUUCAUAAUGACAUAGACGGAAACAGCACAAUCCAGGAGAUUCUCAUCCCAGCAUCUAAAGUGGGUCUGGUCAUCGGCAAAGGAGGGGAAACAAUAAAGCAGCUGCAGGAGCGGACAGGUGUGAAAAUGGUCAUGAUCCAGGAUGGUCCGUUGCCAACGGGAGCAGACAAGCCUCUUCGAAUCACUGGAGACCCGUUUAAAGUACAGCAAGCAAGAGAAAUGGUACUAGAGAUCAUCCGAGAAAAAGACCAAGCUGACUUUCGGGGUGUUCGCAGCGAUUUCAGCUCUCGAAUGGGAGGAGGCAGUAUAGAGGUGUCUGUGCCUAGGUUUGCUGUUGGAAUUGUAAUAGGAAGAAAUGGAGAAAUGAUCAAAAAAAUCCAGAAUGACGCUGGCGUGAGGAUUCAGUUUAAACCAGAUGAUGGGAUUAGUCCAGAAAGAGCCGCACAGGUCAUGGGGCCUCCAGAUCGAUGUCAGCAUGCGGCACACUUCAUCAACGAGCUCAUUCUGACGGCCCAGGAAAGAGAUGGCUUCGGUGGCCUUUCGGUAGCCAGAGGAAGAGGCCGAGGCCGAGGUGACUGGAGCGUGGGAACCCCUGGUGGCGUGCAGGAGAUAACAUACACGGUGCCUGCAGAUAAGUGUGGCCUCGUCAUAGGUAAAGGGGGUGAGAAUAUCAAAAGUAUAAAUCAACAGUCAGGAGCACACGUGGAGCUUCAGCGGAACCCCCCUCCAAAUACCGACCCCAACCUGCGAAUAUUCACCAUCAGGGGAGUUCCUCAACAGAUCGAGGUGGCCAGACAUCUCAUAGAUGAGAAAGUUGGUGGUGCCAGCCUUGGAGCACCUGGAGCCUUUGGACAGAGCCCCUUCAGCCAGCCACCUGCUGCACCUCAUCAAAACACCUUUCCUCCAAGGAGUUCAGGGUGCUUCCCAAACAUUGCUGCUAAAGUGAACGGAAACCCCCAUAGCACCCCUCUGAGUGGUCCACCGGCCUUCCUGACCCAGGGGUGGGGCAGCACCUACCAGGCAUGGCAGCAGCCCACACAGCAGGUCCCAAGCCAGCAGAGCCAGCCGCAGAGCAGCCAGCCUGACUACAGCAAGGCCUGGGAAGACUAUUACAAAAAACAGAGUCACGCUGCCAGCGCUGCUCCUCAGGCCAGCUCCCCACCGGACUACACAAUGGCUUGGGCGGAAUAUUACAGACAGCAAGUUGCUUUCUACGGGCAGACACUAGGGCAAGCUCAGGCCCACAGCCAGGAGCAGUAGAACAAUGUCCUUGCGGCUGUUUUUUCCCCUUGAAAUCAUUGUGAAAGAAAACCUAUUUGUAACAGAGGUUUUUAGAUUUGCAAACCUUUUGAUGAAGAACCUUUGUUUUGUUCUGUGAAACACUAUAUUUAGAUUAACAGAAUUUUUCUAAAAAUCGGGAAAAAUUAGUUACUAAAAAUCGCUGGUAAUUUUUGUUUCAUUAUUUUGUUGUUAUUUCAAAUGUGUGAGCUCUGGGAUUCUUUUUGGAGCAAUACCUGCACAAAGUCAGGCACCAGAGUGUACCUCAGAGCAGUGACAUUUCAACAUGGUGUUUUUUUGUUUUGUUUUGUUUUAUUUUUUUGCGUGUCUUUUUAUUUACAGUUUUUUUCUGUUGCAACAGAAAGUGGCUUGGAAGUCUUAGGUGGUAUGUAACAAAUCCUUUUUAAAAAAUUUUAAACAGUAUUUAAUUAAAUGUGUAAAUUCGUUUAAUGUUUUACUUCUAAUUUCUUGUAUCUUGGCUGUCUGGUUUUAUUGCAUUUUUUAAAAAACUGAACUAUUACGUAUUGUAAUUAAUUAUGUGAAUUCUGAAUUGAGACAGAUAAUUGUAUUGCUGUCCAACAGGAACUGGGAGGGGCAUUUUAUAGGGUUUGUAUAAUUUCUAGAGUUCUAAAGGGGUAAUAUAAAAAUGUGUUCAUGUUUUUAGCAUACAUUUUUCUCAUGUCUCCAUCACCCGUUGCAGUUGUGUAUCUAAGACCUCCAAGCUUGUUUUAAAAACAAAACAAAAAACCUUUCUCUAUUCUCUCAGAAAUAUAAAUACUGUUAUUUUUAAUAUUAAAAAGAAAUUCGAUAUAACUUUUAACAAACACUGUGGAACAUUAAACCGUAUAAAAAUGUAGUAACUAUUUUUUAAUUCCAAGGUGUUUUUUGCUUUUUUCUUUUAAAUAUUUUCUUAAUAUUUGUCAGAUUAACUAGAUGAAUAAAUAAAUCUAGUAUUAACCACAGUAUGAAUUAAAUAAUUUUGAUUUAAUAAAAGGGAUAAUAUGAUUUUCAAUGUUUACUGUAGUGUAUCUUGUACAGAUAACAUGUAUUUUUAAAGGAAAAAAAACGGAAUUGAAGCUAUUUUUUCUUGCGUUUUUAAUUGACCUGAGGGACAUUCCGUUUGAAAUGUACUGAAGUUACAGUUGCUGGUUUUUUCUCCUUAUCUUCCUUAUAAUGCUUGAAAUGUCUAACUAUUAAAAAAGACAAUUUGAAAAUGUUAUGCAUGAUGUUUAAAAAAAAAGUGUUCUUUUUAUUUGACUGACAAUUCAUUUUACACUCUAUAUAAUAAAAUGUCCACAAGACAUCUUGUGGGUGAAGUA